Messenger RNA from Strongyloides ratti, 1446 nucleotides. Its product is annotated as Aspartic peptidase domain-containing protein. The transcript is spliced from 6 exons. Bases 1 to 1446 code for a protein of 481 amino acids. NCBI's taxonomy places the organism in Eukaryota, Metazoa, Nematoda, Chromadorea, Rhabditida, Strongyloididae. The record is from RefSeq and is a predicted model, not a curated record.
AUGUGUGUGAUAAAUGAUUUGGAUACUAAUUUUCCAGCAAUAACAGUAUAUCUUAACCGAAGAUAUAGGAAAGUUGCUUACAUAGACGAUGGAAGUACAACAUCUUUAAUUAGCCAGCAAUGCUGGGAAAGUAUAGGUCAACCACUUUUAAGAAAGACAGAAGUCUCAAUAGAAAAUACGCAUGAUAAAUUAGAAAUAAAUGGAGUAGUAACCCUUGAAGUGAAAUUAAGUGAAACUGUAAUAAUAAAAGAUGUUUUCUAUGUAGUAAAAGAUUUACUGUUUCCAGUGAUAUUAGGAAGAAGUUUCCUUAAACAGUUUUUAGUUUAUAUUCAUGAUUAUCGUAAUAGAAUAAUCCGCCUGGGGAAGAUAAAUAUUCAUACCAUACAGGAACGAGAAAUGAAAAUACAGUUAAGGAACGCAAAAACUCUGUUAAUAGCUCCAGGGAAACAAGGAAUCCUUAGAUUAACUAGUGACUAUUAUGGGGACACAGGACUGGUGAAAGUAAAACUGAAUCCGGAUAUAAAUUUACCUGAUGGUGUGAUUGGAUACAAAAGUGUGUCGCGAUUAGAAGACGGACAAACUAUAUUUUGGAUCAUGAAUUUGACUCCCAACUCUGUAACAGUAGAGAAAGGGGUGUCCAUUUAUUACGCAAUAAGAGCGGUAUUGCUCCAAGAAGAUGAGGAGAAGCACCUUCGAGUGAUAGCUUAUGCGUCUCGUACAUUAAGAGAUGUUGAAAAGCGCUGGCAAAUAACAGAAAAGGAGGCAUUGGCAGUUGUCUUUUGCAGUACGAAAGUUUCACCACUAUAUAUGGGGGAAGAAGAGAAAGCGAAUGUAUUAGCAGACUUGCUGUCAAGAAAUACAACGUUAGCAUUGAAGAUUAAGAAUGAAGAUAAGAGUAUGAUUACAUUAUUAACAAAAUUUAGAAACCCAUUAAGAAUGGAGGAAUGGGAACUAGCAAAGGAUGAGAGAUCGGAAUUACAAAAACAAUUCGGAACGGAUUUAAUGAAUCAAAAUCGCCAGCAAUUGAUAAUGGAUUGGCAUGAACACCCUUACUUAGAAAGACAUUUUGGGCAACAUCGGAUACGUGCUUUCCGCUUCAAAAAUUCUUCACAUGUCUUACCUAUGGUUGUGGAAGAAUCCAGCUAUCUCCGUCAACUUGUGACGGAUGCUUUAGAUACCGAAGAAUGUGUUAACGGUGGAGAAAGCAUCGUUGUGGAAAUACAUGAAACCAAAAUGGGCAAACGGAAGAAUAAUAGAGGGCAUCUUGUAGAUGGAGUCUGGGUUGUAGGCGGUGUAGAAAAAACGACGGAAAGAAGCGUUUUUGCUUUUCCUGUUGAAAAACAGAACAGUGAAACGCUACUUGAAGUCAUUAAGAAGCACGUCAAACCUGGCUUUUUAUUCACACUGAUCUUUGGCGAAGUUACAAUAGAAUUGAAAAUAUUUUAG